AUGGAGAGACUUCGCAGGGUCAAACUCCGCAAGGUUGCGAACAAGCUUGCCGUGCAAAGCGAACCUGGCCUUACUCACACCCAGUUGAUGCUGGCGAACUACGAUUUGAAACCCGUCGAGCCUGAGCGAAGACAAUGGCGAGGAAGGAAUUUCGUGGCUUUCUGGUUGGCCGAUUCCGUUAACGUCAACACCUGGCAAAUCGCGUCCGCCUCCAUCAUCAAUGGCCUCUCUUGGUGGCAAGCGUGGAUCUGCGUGUGGGUUGGCUAUUCGAUUGCGGGCUGCUUCGUCGUUCUGACCGGUCGUAUUGGCGCCACGUAUCACAUCUCUUUCCCGGUCACGAAUCGAGCGUCGUUCGGUAUCUGGGGCGCACUAUGGCCGGUACUCAACAGGGCUGUCAUGGCGUGCAUCUGGUACGGAGUGCAAGCGUGGAUUGGAGGGACGUGUGUCUAUCUCAUGAUCCGAAGCAUCUGGCCAUCCUGGGAUAGCUAUGGACCUGGUGGACCAAAUGAUACCAUGUCCGCAUCGUCGGGGACCAAUACGCGCGAUUUCGUCUCGUUCUUUCUCUUCUGGAUCGGGUCUCUACCGUUUCUAUGGUUUCCAGUGCACCAGAUACGCCAUUUAUUUACGGUGAAGGCGUUUGUCGCUCCCGCUGCGGGCGUCGCUUUCUUCAUUUGGGCCGUAGUUCGUGCCCAAGGACUCGGCCCUAUCGUGAAGCAAGGCGCAACGAAAUCGGGAAGCGAGUUGGCUUGGGCUAUAAUCCUGGCCAUCAUGUCGGCCAUUGCGAAUUUCGCCACUCUCAUCGUCAACGACCCCGAUUUUGCUCGAUUUGCCCGCCGUCCCAAGGACGCUUUCUUGCCCCAGCUGCUCACGAUCCCGUGCGGCUUUGCCAUCACCAGUUUCAUCGGCAUCAUCGUCUCCUCGAGCUCCAAAGUCAUCUUUGGCCGGGCGAUCUGGUCGCCAUUGGACCUAUUGAAAGCAUUCCUCGAAGAGAAAGGCGCAAGCGGCGCCACUCGAUUCGGCGUCUUCGUAAUUGCUGCGGCCUUCACCCUCGCACAACUGGGCACAAACGUCGCCGCGAAUUCCGUGAGCGCGGGUACAGAUCUGACGGCGCUCAUGCCGCGUUUUCUGAACAUCCGCCGCGGCUCCUACAUCUGCGCUGCCAUCGGCCUCCUCAUCAUGCCCUGGCACUUCUUCGCUAGCAGCAACAGCUUCACCACCUACUUAUCGGCGUACAGCGUCUUUCUCAGCUCCAUUGCAGGCGUCAUGAUUUCGGAUUACUAUUUUGUGAGGAAGGGAUACCUACAGACCCAAGACAUGUAUUCUGCGCAAAAGUCGGGGCCGUAUUGGUACACUUUCGGAUUCAACUGGAGAGCGUAUACAGCAUACAUUUGCGGCAUUCUGAUCAAUGUUGUGGGUUUUGCAGGCGCCGUUGGAACGCCCGUCCCAAUCGGCGCGACAUACAUUUACAACCUCAAUUUCUUCUGCGGCUUCAUCGUCGCUUCUCUGAUGUACUACGUGCUCUGCUGGAUCUCGCCCGUCCCUGCCACGAGUCAGCACUGGCUGGAAGCGCCAUUGGACGAUGCGGACUUUGAAGACGGAGGGUGGAAUUCAAGCUUUGUGUAUGGCGUGGCAGUGGAUGAUUUGAAAGGGGACUCUGGACGAGACACACAGACGGAGGACUUCAAGGUGCCGAAGAUUUCCGAGGAAGCUUGA
Messenger RNA from Neohortaea acidophila, 1713 nucleotides. Its product is annotated as permease for cytosine/purines, uracil, thiamine, allantoin-domain-containing protein. Gene Ontology annotation, biological process: transmembrane transport; nucleobase transport. Gene Ontology annotation, cellular component: plasma membrane. The coding region runs from base 1 to 1713 and encodes 570 amino acids. The record is from RefSeq and is a predicted model, not a curated record. NCBI's taxonomy places the organism in Eukaryota, Fungi, Ascomycota, Dothideomycetes, Mycosphaerellales, Teratosphaeriaceae. Gene Ontology annotation, molecular function: nucleobase transmembrane transporter activity. The transcript has 5 exons.